CUGUUCCUGUUACGCACACACCGGUGGUUGGCUGCAGACUGCCGGGCUGGUUAGCGGAUGGUGCUGGUGUCUUCUUAUUUCUGUGACUGUAAACACGACAAGAAUUUAUUUGUAUUUUGUGUCCAAACUGCAAAGCUUCACACGGUAAACCAUGGCCUCAACCUCCGACGCUACAACUUCAAGCUCCUCGCUUAACGGAGGGGCGAACAAGCAUCGAAAGGUGGCUCUCAUCACGGGCAUCACUGGACAGGAUGGAUCAUACCUGGCUGAGUUUCUCCUCCAGAAAGGUUAUAAAGUCCAUGGCAUCAUUCGCCGUUCCAGCUCCUUUAACACUGGCCGCAUUGAACAUCUCUACCAGAACCCCCAAACUCACACAGAAGGCAACAUGAAACUGCACUAUGGUGACCUAACAGACAGCACAUGCCUGGUGAAGAUCAUGAACCAGGUGAAGCCGACUGAAGUCUACAACCUAGGAGCACAGAGCCACGUCAAGGUAUCCUUUGAGUUGGCUGAGUACACAGCGAAUGUGGAUGGGGUCGGCACUCUUCGGCUUCUCGAUGCCAUCCAGACGUGUGGGCUGACCAACAGUGUGCGCUUCUACCAGGCCUCUACCAGUGAGCUGUACGGCAAAGUGCAGGAGAUCCCCCAGAAGGAGACCACUCCCUUCUACCCCCGAUCACCUUAUGGUGCUGCUAAGCUCUAUGCCUACUGGAUUGUGGUGAACUUCCGAGAAGCCUACAACAUGUUUGCUGUCAACGGUAUCCUCUUUAACCAUGAGAGCCCACGGAGAGGUUCAAAUUUUGUGACACGUAAGAUCAGUCGGUCCGUGGCAAAGAUCCACCUCGGCCAGCUGGAGAGCUUCCAUCUGGGGAACCUGGACUCCAAGAGGGACUGGGGCCACGCCAAGGACUAUGUGGAGGCCAUGUGGCUCAUGCUGCAGCAGGAGGAGCCGGAGGACCUCGUCAUUUCCACAGGGGAGGUGCACAGCGUCAGGGAGUUUGUGGAGCGGGCCUUCUCACAUGUGGGGAAGACAAUUGUGUGGGAGGGCAAAGAUGAGCAGGAGGUGGGUCGUUGCCAGGAGACCGGAGUGGUGCAUGUGAAAGUAGACCCCAAAUUCUUCCGUCCUGCUGAAGUGGACUUUCUUCAAGGGGACAGCUCCAAAGCGUAUCAGAAGUUCGGUUGGAAGCCACGGGUGACUUUUGAGGCUCUGGUGAAGGAGAUGGUGGAAGCAGACAUCGAGCUCAUGAGGAACAACCCCAACGCCUGAGCGCCAUCGGCACAACUGUACCAUGUGACACUCCACAGGUGACCUUUCACCCCCAGGACAGGGGCAAGAACAUUUUCCUUUUCCAAAUGAAGUAAAUCGUACGUGUCUUUUUUUUCCUUAUAACUCAAUGCAAUUGUUUGUUACCUUUGUGCCAUCUCCUAAUUUUUCGUGUCAAACUGAUUUUCCACAGAGCAUGUUUUAUCGAUAGAAUUGAUUGAAUGACUAUUUAUGUUUUGUUUAUUGUUGUUGUGGGUACUUUUUAUAGCCUUUGUGCAUUUCAUCAAGAGAGAAAAUAUGUAGUGUAAUCAUGCUACUGUAAAUUAAAUGAAGGUUUUGCAAAUGAGAAAAUUUGAUACAAUAAAAUGCCUUUUUUUAUCUAAA
Messenger RNA from Boleophthalmus pectinirostris (great blue-spotted mudskipper), 1648 nucleotides. RefSeq names its product GDP-mannose 4,6-dehydratase (gene gmds). Bases 152 to 1267 code for a protein of 371 amino acids. The transcript is spliced from 11 exons. Gene Ontology annotation, molecular function: GDP-mannose 4,6-dehydratase activity. The record is from RefSeq and is a predicted model, not a curated record. Gene Ontology annotation, biological process: GDP-mannose metabolic process. NCBI's taxonomy places the organism in Eukaryota, Metazoa, Chordata, Actinopteri, Gobiiformes, Gobiidae.